UAUGAACUUUUCAAAUGGAACAGACUCCCUGAUUUUUACCAGUGGGUGGCAGUAUUGUACCAAUGAGCUAGUUACCGACUGAAACACAAAACAGAAGAAGAUUGGUCACGUUGGGAAUCCAGCAUGGCAGGAAAACAGAAAAAAAAUCUAGAAGACCUCAGCUUGGAUGAGUUCCUGCUUUCUGGGUUUGACUCAUUGGAUGAAGAUGAAUCUGGAGAGAGACCUCAACAGAAUGGUCUACAGAAGAACAAGAAGGCAAAACAGUUAGACACUGCACCUCCUCAGACUAAUGAAACACAAACAGGCAAGGCGUCUCAGCACAAGGAGCAGCUGUCAAGGUUGAAAAGUAAAGAUCCAGAGUUUUACAAGUUUCUGCAAGAGAACGACCAAACCCUCCUAAACUUUGAUGACACAGACAGCUCUGACGAUGAGGAUGAGGAUAAAUACCACAAGUUACCGUCCAAACUGGAGGAGGCUAACUCUAGUGAUGAUGACAAUGAUGUAGGGACUCAAAAAGAAGUCAAAAAGAAGACAGAUGAUGGCAUCAAAGUCACUGAUAAAAUGAUUGAGGAAUGGAAAGCUGCUAUGAGGAAAGAACCCACUCAUAAACUCUUCAGAGAUGUGACUCAGGCCUUUAAGGCAGCAGUAGCUACCACCAAGGGUGAAGGAGAGAGUCAGUGUCGAUACAAAGUGGCAGACAGUUCAGUGUUCAACGCCUUGGUCCUGUUUUGUAUUAGAGAUAUUUAUGUUGCCCUGCAGAAGAUGCUCAACCUGAAGCAAGAAAAAACCCAGAAAAAGAUAGUGCUACCAUCAUCCAGUCCACGGUGGCAGAAGAAUCAGCUGGACAUCAAGAUGUAUCUUGAUGGACUAGUUCAGCUAAUGUCUAGUCUAACAGAGGCCUCGGUCAUCAGUGCUGUGCUGCGACACGCAAACCAGCUCGUGCCAUAUUACCUUUGUCUUCCUAAACAGUGUCGCCACCUACUCAAGCAAUUAAUGAAGCAGUGGAGCACAGGUGAGGAAACCAACCGGGUCCUCGCCUUCCUGGCCCUCAACAAAAUCUGCAGACACAAGAAGGAUAUGUAUCUUAACACCAUUCUCAAGCAAAUGUACAUUUCCUACGUACAAAAUUGCAAGUUCACCUCCCCAAAUGCACUGCCCAUGAUCAACUUCAUGCAGCGGACUCUAACAGAGAUGUACUCCCUGGACUCACAGGCCACUUACCAGCAAUCAUUUAUCUACAUCAGACAGUUGGCCAUUCACCUGAGAAACGCCAUGACCAUGAAGAAGAAGGAAACAUACCAGUCGGUGUAUAACUGGCAGUUCAUCCACUGUCUGUACCUGUGGUGUCGUGUCCUCAGUACACUGUAUCCCAGUGAGGUUCUGCAGCCUCUCAUCUACCCGCUCUGUCAGGUCAUCAUAGGCACCAUCAAGUUGGUCCCCACGUCACGGUACUACCCACUGAGGAUCCACUGUUGCAGAGCCCUAACUCUGCUGUCCAGCAGCACCAACACAUUUGUGCCUGUGCUGCCUUUUCUCGUGGAGAUCUUUCAACAGGUGGAUUUCAACAAGAAGCCAGGGAGAAUGAGCAAGAAACCUAUCAACUUUGCAGUCAUCCUAAAGCUGAGCAAAGUCAACCUGAUGGAGAAGGCCUUCAAGGAAGGACUGAUUGACCAGCUGUAUGAUGUGAUGCUGGAAUACUUCCACACUCAGGCUUCCACCAUUGGCUUCCCAGAACUCGCCCUGCCCACCAUUAUUCAGCUGAAAGCCUUCCUGAAGGAAUGCAAAGUGGCCAAUUACUGCAAGCCCGUACGCCAGCUGCUGGAGAAGGUACAGGAGAACAGCAACCACAUCACAGUACGGAGACAGAAGGCCGCCUUCGGAGUGGCCGAUGCAACCGCUGUGGUGGCCUGGGAGAAGCAGGUCCAGGAGGAGGGGACGCCUCUCAGCAAGUACUACACCCAGUGGAAGAAGCUGAGAGAAAAGGAGAUUCAGCUGGAGAUCUCUGGGAAAGAAAGGAUGGAGGAUCUGGACCUCCCUGAGAUUAAACGGAAAAAGAUUGAGGAGAAAAAAGCAGAGGACAAGAAAGAGUUCAAGGGCCUGUUUCAGUCUGACAGUGAUGACGACGAUGAAGAUGACACUGGAGGGUUUAAAAUUAGAGGUAAAAAGAAUGGUCAUGGGACAGACGACGACGACGAUGAUGAUGACGAUGAUGCUGAUCUGUCUGACUUGAGCGAUGAUGAGGAAGCAGAGGAAGACUCAGAUGAUGAUGAUGAUGCAGCGUCCAGAGGUCCUCAGCCAAUGUCGUCGUCCGCUCUGAUAAAGCUGGCGGAGGGAGAUGAAGAUGUAGUGGAGGACCUGGAGCUCUCUGAUGACGACUGAGGUCCAACGUUCCACCAAAGGUCUCCUGAGAACCUCAGAUUACUGGGUUUCAUUUCUAUUCAGCUCUUUGCUUUUUAGUGACUUCUAUUGUACAGCUCAAAUAUGUUUGUGAUAUAAUUUUCUUAAACGGUAAAAUUAUAUUCUGAAAAAAUCUGAA
Messenger RNA from Cynoglossus semilaevis (tongue sole), 2536 nucleotides. RefSeq names its product NOC2-like nucleolar associated transcriptional repressor (gene noc2l). Lineage: Eukaryota; Metazoa; Chordata; Actinopteri; Pleuronectiformes; Cynoglossidae. The record is from RefSeq and is a predicted model, not a curated record. Gene Ontology annotation, biological process: ribosomal large subunit biogenesis; negative regulation of transcription by RNA polymerase II. Bases 124 to 2379 code for a protein of 751 amino acids. Gene Ontology annotation, cellular component: nucleolus; Noc2p-Noc3p complex; nucleoplasm. Gene Ontology annotation, molecular function: transcription corepressor activity; histone binding. The transcript has 18 exons.